Messenger RNA from Dictyostelium discoideum AX4, 1155 nucleotides. RefSeq lists its product as hypothetical. NCBI's taxonomy places the organism in Eukaryota, Evosea, Eumycetozoa, Dictyosteliales, Dictyosteliaceae. The transcript has a single exon. Bases 1 to 1155 code for a protein of 384 amino acids. The record is from RefSeq and is a predicted model, not a curated record.
AUGUUCAAAUUUACUGAAGAUGAGGAUAUUUUUUUUUCAAAAUAUUAUGUAGAUGGACAAUGUAUUAAAGAAUUAAGUAAUACACAAAUUAUUGGACAAAUUAAGAAAAGAGACCCUUUAUUUGCAGGUACAAAAUUAAAUAAAAUACCAUUAUUAGAUACAUUAGUUGAAUUACUUGAUAAAGAGAAACAAAAAAUGAAAACACCAACAAAAAAUAAUGGUACAAAUGGUCAAACACCAUCUAAAAAGAGAAGUAAUCAAUCUACAGUUAAUGAAACAAGUUUUCAAGGUUCCAAUAAAAAACGUAAUACCAGAGAAAAUUCAUAUGAUAAUCAUCAAGUUGAAGAAGAAGCAGAGCAAGAAGAUGUUGAGGAAGAAGAUAGUUUUAAAUUACCAAAAGAAAUUGAUCAAUUAGGUAUCAAAGAAUUGGAAUCAAUUUUAAGAACUAAAAGAUUAAAACAAGAAUUAGAUUUUAAAAAUAAAGAAAUUAAUUCAUUAGAAAAUAAAGUUAGAGAGCUUGAAAAAAUUGCUGCAAAAAGUCCAGCAAAAGUAGGAACUCCAUUAAAAUCCACCCCACAAAGAGCACCAAAUUCCAAUGAUACACCACCACCAAGAUCAAAUUCCUCACAAACCACCGAAACAUUGAUUGUAAAACCUGAAGAUUUAAAUAGUACUUUCGCAUUGAAAAUAUAUAAUAAAGUUAGCAAAGGUUUCAAUUUUCACAAGGUUGCACAUAAAUUAGCAAGUGAUUACCAUAUGGAUGCCGAAACCAUUGCAAAGAUUCAAAAGGAGUUUACUAAAUUCAUGGUUCUAAAGGUGUUAGAUAAUGACUAUGAUGUUAAAUUGCCAUCAAAGUUAGCACCACCACCAUUGAUUCACAAAUUUUGGAAAACUCUUUGCUUGGAUUCCUUUGGUUAUUGUCAAUUCCUUAAGGUUUUGGGUGUAAAUGUUCAUCAUAAAUACGACGAAAAUGAAGAUAGAUUAGAUUAUAUUAGAACUAGAGAUUUGUAUAGAGAUUAUUUCCCAAAUUCAGUCUCUGAAUUAGAUCAUAAGAAUAUUAUGGAAAAUGGUAGUUGUUGGCCAUGGGAUUACUUGGUACCAACUCCACCACAAUCACCACACUCAAAACCCUCAACUCCUUCAAAAAGAAAAUAA